GGAGCCCCCGGCCCUGCGCGCGGCUGCAGAGAGCUGCCCAGCACCCGGCCCGGCCCCCGCCUUAGGGAUGGCAAACUUGCGCCCCGUGGCCGCCCCCGCCAGCGCCGGCCCCCGCUCCUGCUGCUGACGGCGCCCAGGGCAAGGGACAUAGGAUGACCCCAGCCUGUCCCCUCUUACUGUCUGUGAUUCUGUCCCUGCGCCUGGCCGCUGCCUUCGACCCCGCCCCCAGCGCCUGCUCUGCCCUGGCCUCGGGAGUGCUCUACGGAGCCUUCUCGCUGCAGGACCUCUUUCCUACCAUCGCCUCGGGCUGCUCGUGGACCCUGGAGAACCCCGAUCCUACCAAGUACUCCCUCUACCUGCGCUUCAACCGCCAGGAGCAGGUGUGCACCCACUUUGCCCCCCGCCUGCUGCCCCUGGACCACUACCUGGUCAACUUCACGUGCCUGCGAUCCAGCUCUGAGCAGGCGGUGGCCCAGGAAGAGUCAGAGGUGGGGCGGCCGGAGGAGGAGGCGGUGGCGGCAGCAGCAGCAGCGGCGGAUGAGGAGGCUGCGGGGUUGGAGCUGUGUGGAGGCUCGGGCCCCUUUACCUUUCUGCACUUCGACAAGAACUUUGUACAGUUGUGCCUGUCAGCAGAGCCGUCUGAGGCCCCACGCCUGCUGGCGCCCGCCGCCCUGGCCUUCCGCUUUGUGGAGGUCUUGCUCAUCAACAACAACAACUCCAGCCAGUUUACCUGCGGCGUGCUCUGCCGCUGGAGCGAGGAGUGCGGCCGGGCAGCUGGCAGGGCCUGUGGCUUUGCCCAGCCAGGCUGCAGCUGUCCUGGGGAGGCAGGGGUUGGCUCCAGCAGUGGCAGCAGCAGCACCACCACUACCACCACACUGCCGGGUCCUCCUGCCACCUACACCCUGUCCAAUGCCCUGGUGCCCGGGGGCCCCGCCCCACCUGCUGAGGCUGAUCUGCACUCGGGGAGCAGUAAUGACCUGUUCACCACCGAGAUGAGAUACGGUGAGGAGCCAGAAGAGGAACCGAAGGUGAAAACCCAGUGGCCAAGGUCUGCUGAUGAGCCUGGGCUAUACAUGGCACAGACAGGCGACCCAGCAGCUGAGGAGUGGUCCCCGUGGAGCGUGUGUUCCCUGACGUGUGGGCAGGGUCUGCAGGUGCGGACCCGCUCCUGCGUGUCCUCCCCCUAUGGGACCCUGUGCAGCGGGCCCCUGCGGGAGACCCGGCCUUGCAACAAUUCUGCCACCUGCCCAGUGCACGGCGUGUGGGAGGAGUGGGGCUCCUGGAGCCUGUGCUCCCGCAGCUGCGGGCGGGGGUCCCGGAGCCGGAUGCGGACGUGCGUGCCCCCCCAGCACGGCGGCAAGGCCUGCGAGGGUCCCGAGCUGCAGACUAAGCUCUGCAGUAUGGCUGCCUGCCCGGUGGAAGGCCAGUGGCUAGAGUGGGGUCCCUGGGGCCCAUGCUCCGCAUCCUGUGCCAAUGGGACCCAGCAGCGCAGCCGGAGGUGCAGCGUGGCCGGCCCAGCCUGGGCCACCUGCACGGGUGCCCUCACUGACACCCGGGAAUGCAGCAAUCUUGAGUGCCCGGCCAUGGACGGCAAGUGGGGACCGUGGAAUGCAUGGAGCCUAUGCUCCAAGACAUGUGACACAGGUUGGCAGCGUCGCUUCCGCAUGUGCCAGGCCUCAGGUGCGCAGGGCUACCCCUGUGAGGGCACUGGAGAGGAAGUGAAGCCCUGCAGUGAGAAAAGGUGUCCAGCCUUCCACGAGAUGUGCAGGGAUGAGUAUGUGAUGCUGAUGACAUGGAAGAAGGCAGCAGCUGGCGAGAUCAUCUACAACAAGUGUCCACCCAAUGCCUCGGGGUCUGCCAGCCGCCGCUGUUUGCUCAGUGCCCAGGGUGUGGCAUACUGGGGACUGCCCAGCUUUGCCCGCUGCAUCUCCCAUGAGUAUCGCUACCUGUAUCUGUCCCUGCGGGAGCACCUAGCUAAAGGGCAGCGCAUGCUGGCGGGUGAGGGCAUGUCACAGGUGGUACGCAGCCUGCAGGAGCUACUGGCCCGGCGUACCUACUACAGUGGGGACCUGCUCUUCUCUGUGGACAUCCUGAGGAAUGUCACAGACACCUUCAAGAGGGCCACUUAUGUGCCCUCAGCCGAUGAUGUGCAGCGCUUCUUCCAGGUGGUGAGCUUCAUGGUGGAUGCAGAGAACAAGGACAAGUGGGAUGAUGCUCAGCAGGUGUCCCCUGGCUCUGUGCACCUGCUCCGUGUUGUGGAAGAUUUCAUCCAUCUGGUGGGCGAUGCCCUCAAGGCCUUCCAGAGCUCUCUGAUUGUCACCGAUAAUUUGGUAAUCAGCAUUCAACGAGAACCCAUCUCUGCUGUGUCCAGUGACAUCACAUUUCCCAUGCGGGGACGCCGGGGCAUGAAGGACUGGGUGCGGCACUCGGAGGACCGCCUCUUCCUGCCCAAGGAGGUGCUCAGCCUGUCCUCUCCAGGGAAGCCAGCCACAUCCGGGGCAGCGGGCAGCCCUGGCAGGGGCCGGGGCCCUGGAACCGUGCCCCCUGGCCCAGGCCAUUCCCACCAGCGCCUCCUCCCAGCAGACCCUGAUGAGUCAUCCUAUUUUGUGAUCGGUGCUGUGCUUUACCGCACCAUUGGCCUCAUCCUGCCGCCUCCCAGGCCCCCACUGGCUGUCACGUCUCGAGUGAUGACAGUGACGGUGCGGCCCCCCACCCAGCCUCCUGCGGAGCCCCUCAUCACAGUGGAGCUCUCCUACAUCAUCAACGGUACCACGGAUCCUCACUGCGCCAGCUGGGACUACUCCAGAGCAGAUGCCAGCUCCGGGGACUGGGACACCGAGAGCUGCCAGACCCUAGAGACACAGGCAGCCCACACCCGCUGCCAGUGCCAGCACUUGUCUACCUUUGCUGUGCUGGCCCAGCCGCCCAAGGACCUGACCCUGGAGCUGGCAGGCUCCCCCUCCGUGCCCCUGGUGAUCGGCUGUGCAGUGUCCUGCAUGGCCCUGCUCACGCUAUUGGCCAUCUAUGCUGCCUUCUGGAGGUUCAUAAAAUCUGAACGUUCCAUCAUCUUGCUGAACUUCUGCCUGUCCAUCCUGGCAUCCAACAUUCUGAUCCUUGUGGGCCAGUCCCGGGUGCUGAGCAAGGGCGUCUGCACCAUGACGGCCGCCUUCCUACACUUCUUCUUCCUCUCCUCUUUUUGCUGGGUGCUCACUGAGGCCUGGCAGUCCUACCUGGCCGUUAUCGGGCGGAUGCGUACCCGCCUGGUUCGCAAGCGCUUCCUCUGCCUGGGCUGGGGUCUGCCUGCCCUGGUGGUGGCCGUGUCCGUCGGCUUUACCCGCACCAAAGGAUACGGUACAUCCAGCUACUGCUGGCUUUCCCUUGAGGGCGGCCUGCUCUAUGCCUUUGUUGGCCCAGCGGCUGUCAUUGUCCUGGUGAACAUGCUCAUCGGAAUCAUAGUCUUCAACAAGCUCAUGGCACGUGAUGGUAUCUCCGACAAAUCCAAGAAACAGAGGGCCGGGUCGGAGCGGUGCCCCUGGGCCGGCCUGCUCCUCCCCUGCUCAGCGUGUGGAGUGGUCCCCAGCCCCCUGCUCAGCUCAGCCUCGGCCAGGAACGCCAUGGCCUCCCUCUGGAGCUCGUGUGUGGUGCUGCCCUUGCUGGCGCUCACCUGGAUGUCCGCCGUCCUGGCCAUGACGGACCGCCGCUCCGUCCUCUUCCAGGCCCUCUUCGCUGUCUUCAACUCUGCACAGGGCUUUGUCAUCACGGCCGUGCACUGCUUCCUGCGCCGAGAGGUCCAGGAUGUAGUGAAGUGCCAGAUGGGCGCAUGUCGGGCCGAUGAGAGUGAGGACUCCCCUGACUCAUGUAAGAACGGGCAGCUACAGAUCCUGUCAGACUUUGAAAAGGAUGUGGAUCUGGCUUGUCAAACAGUUCUGUUCAAAGAAGUCAACACUUGCAACCCGUCUACCAUCACCGGCACACUCUCCCGCCUGUCCCUGGAUGAGGACGAGGAGCCUAAGUCCUGCCUCGUGGGUCCUGAGGGUGGCCUCAGCUUCUCGCCGCUGCCGGGGAAUAUCCUGAUGCCCAUGGCCGCCUCGCCAGGCCUCGGGGAGCCACCGCCCCCGCAGGAGACCAACCCUGUGUACAUGUGUGGGGAGGGCGGUCUGCGGCCGCUGGACCUCACGUGGCUACGGCCUGCUGAUCCAGGCUCUGAGGGGGACUACAUGGUGCUGCCCCGGCGGACUUUGAGCCUGCAACCUGGUGGUGGCAGUGGCGGUGGUGGCGGCGGGGGUGGCGAGGAUGCCCCCAGAACCCGGCCUGAGGGGACCCCCCGGCGGGCUGCCAAGACCGUGGCUCACACUGAAGGCUACCCCAGUUUCCUGUCUGUGGACCACUCGGGCCUGGGGCUGGGCCCUGCCUAUGGGUCUCUGCAGAACCCCUAUGGGAUGAGCUUCCAACCACCACCAACGCCCAGUGCCCGCCAAGUGCCCGAGCCGGGGGAGCGCAGCCGGACAAUGCCGCGCACCGUGCCUGGAUCCACCAUGAAGCUGGGCUCCCUGGAGCGCAAGAAGUUACGAUAUUCAGACCUGGACUUUGAGAAGGUGAUGCACACGCGGAAACGGCACUCGGAACUCUACCAUGAGCUGAACCAGAAGUUCCACACUUUUGACCGCUACCGCAGUCAGUCCUCAGCCAAGGAGAAGCCCAGCCCCGGGGAGCAUCCAGGCCUGGCCCCACAGCGGCGACAUCAGAGCUGGAGCACCUUUAAAUCCAUGACCUUGGGCUCGCUGCCCCCCAAGCCCCGAGAACGACUAGCCCUGCACCGGGCAGCAGCCUGGGAGCCCACGGAACCGCCAGAUGGCGACUUCCAGACAGAAGUGUGAGUGCCACGCUGGACUGCCCACUGCAUAUAAAUAUAUAUAUCUCUCUAUUUUCACACUCUGCUUUGGAACUGCCUAGGAGCCAGCGCCCCCCUCCCCUCUCCCGGGGGCUGGGCAAGAGGUGCAGAGGACUCAGGUGGGCUGGGGUAGGGGGCAGACACGGCAUGGCUGGGCAGGGGCGGUGGAGGGGAGGCCAGGACCCCUCCAUGUUUAUCAGAGGCACCCCUGCCGCUGGAGCCUGUCUUUGCCCCAGCCUGUCUGUCCCUGUCCCGGGCUGGGGAGGGGGGAGGGAACUUUGUGGGGAAUAAACUUCACUCUAUGGA
Molecule: messenger RNA, 5197 nt
Organism: Ochotona princeps (American pika)
Lineage: Eukaryota; Metazoa; Chordata; Mammalia; Lagomorpha; Ochotonidae
Gene: ADGRB2
Product: adhesion G protein-coupled receptor B2
Exons: 30
Coding region: 153-4877 (1574 amino acids)
Biological process (GO): cell surface receptor signaling pathway; negative regulation of angiogenesis; G protein-coupled receptor signaling pathway
Cellular component (GO): plasma membrane
Molecular function (GO): G protein-coupled receptor activity
Source: RefSeq, a predicted model, not a curated record